Molecule: messenger RNA, 1130 nt
Organism: Hydractinia symbiolongicarpus
Lineage: Eukaryota; Metazoa; Cnidaria; Hydrozoa; Anthoathecata; Hydractiniidae
Product: probable very-long-chain enoyl-CoA reductase art-1
Exons: 2
Coding region: 47-1039 (330 amino acids)
Biological process (GO): very long-chain fatty acid biosynthetic process
Molecular function (GO): oxidoreductase activity, acting on the CH-CH group of donors
Source: RefSeq, a predicted model, not a curated record
AUGCUCAAAAUUUAGAGAGUGAGAAACGGAUUUAUAUAUUUUGUUGAUGUCAGCAAAUUACAGGCCCUUUCUGUGUUGCCUGCAGGCUCGAACCAACAAGGUGCACAGCGCAGAAAAUCGAAAGAUGAAGGUGGAAAUCAUAAGUGCUCGCACAAAAGAAGUAUUACACACCUUAGAAGAUGCCUCGAUUUAUACCACAAUUGAAGAAAUUAAGAUAGCCUAUGAAAAAGUUAAGCCAAAGCUUUAUCCCUCAAGACAAGCAUACAGAAAAGAGCCCCGUGGAAAAAUUCUAAGCAAUGAUGCAACACUGCGGUCAUUGGAGUUUGACAACACUGCAAGGCUUUACUUUAAAGACUUGGGUCCACAAAUUGGUUGGAAAACAGUAUUUCUCACAGAAUAUGCUGGACCUUUUUUCCUGUAUCCUCUGUUUUAUGCACGGCCAAGCUUUAUUUAUGGCUCUGGAGCUAAUGCGAAGGCAAUCCACCCAUAUGUUCAUAUUGCGUGUGCAUGCUAUGUUUUUCAUUAUGGUAAAAGGCUUGCAGAAACACAUUUUAUUCACCGAUUUUCCAAUGGUACAAUGCCCAUAAUGAAUCUUUUCAAGAAUUCUAUUUACUAUUGGGGUUUUACAUGUUUCAUUGCCUAUUUUAUCAACCAUCCCUUAUACACCCCAGCAUCUUUUGGUGAUUUGCAAGUUUAUGCCAGCCUAGCUGGUUUUAUUUUUUGCCAACUUGGUAAUUAUUCCAUUCAUGUUGCCCUGCGAAAUUUAAGACCUGAAGGAACAAAGGAAAGAAAAAUUCCCAUGCCAACGUCAAACCCCUUUACAUGGUUGUUGAAUCUAGUUUCAUGCCCGAACUACACAUAUGAAAUUGGUUCAUGGUUUUGGUUUACUGUUCUUACCCAGACAGUAAUGUCUGGUGUAUUUACAUUUGCUGGUUGUUUUCAGAUGGUUCUUUGGGCAAUUAAAAAGCAUAAAAAUUACAGAAGAGAAUUCAAAGAGUACCCGCGUAAAAGAAAAGCAAUCAUUCCCUUUGUUAUAUAAAUUCAUUAGUUUACUGUGAAAAAUAAACAAAUUGUAACUUGUUUUUUUACCGUUUUAUAUCCUGAAUACAAUAGUUGUACUUUAUUCUUUA